AUGGUGACAGAGGCGCAAAUGUUCUCAUCUGUUCAUCCAGAGUCUCGCUUCAUAUCAGCUCAAGUUGGUGGAAACCUGACAUUAAAAUGUUUCCAUGAUGGUGACGGGUCUGCAAGACUUUACUGGUUAAAGCAAAAUCUGGGACAAAAACCAAAGAUCAUCUCUCACUUUUUCAAAUAUAAUGUGAACAACUCUUCUAAUGAAGAGCUCAAGAACAACCCACGCUUCACACUGGAUACACAAGACGGCAAAUAUCACUUGACAAUCACAGAUUUGCAAAUUUCAGACUCAGCUUCUUACUACUGUGUUUACUAUUUAUACACGUUAACCUUUUUAGAGAACAUCAUCAUCAGUGUAAAAGGUUCAGGUGUGAACAUCAAAGCUGUGGUGCAGCAGUCAGCAUCUGAGACCAUCCAGCCAGGAGGCUCCGUGACUCUGAACUGUACAGUACACACUGGGACCUGUGAUGGAGAGCACAGUGUUUACUGGUUCAAAGACUCAGACGAAUCCCAUCCUGGACUCAUUUACACACAUUUGGGCAGAAACGAUCAGUGUGAUAACAAACCCAGCACACAAACACACACCUGUGUCUACAGCUUGCCAAUGAGCAACCUGAGUGUUUCUCAUGCUGGGACCUACUACUGUGCUGUUACCUCUUGUGGACGCAUCCUAUUUGGCAAUGGGACCAAGCUGGACUUUGGACAUAAUGUUGGUGUUUCUCUCUCGCUUUUCUGGACUGGCGCCUUUGCGUUCACCUCCAUCCUGAGUGUACUGGUGGCUUUCUUACAGUGUAUGAUGAGCAAAAGCUGUGGAUGUAAAUCUUCAGAGUCUCACACAAGAGCCUCCAAUGAAGAUGGAAAAGAUUUCCAAGAGGCAAAAAAGUUCUUGUUUGCUCCUUCAAGUGUCAAGCUGGAUAACAGGUCAAGAAGUCAGAGGGAUCAGACCUGGACUGAAUGUGUGUACUACAGUGUGAAGCUACAGCGAUACACAGAGCAGUAAAACUGGACGUGUUUCAUUUACUAAUUAGACACAAUGUUCUUGACGUUAACUGGAGAAUUAAAUGCAGUUUUUUUCUUUCAUUGUUUAUUUGUGGUGUGCAGCUAAAACAUGCUUGAAUAACACGCUUUCUUUAUAAAGCAUAAUACUUUCACUUUUUGGGUUUCGUUGUUUUCUGUGGGGUCAUCUUCACAGUGUAAUUUUUAAUUUUGCCUUUAAUGUUUUUUGUAACUUCACUGUAUUUUGAAUUUGUCUUUUGAC
Messenger RNA from Oreochromis aureus, 1257 nucleotides. RefSeq lists its product as uncharacterized. The transcript has 5 exons. Bases 1 to 999 code for a protein of 332 amino acids. Gene Ontology annotation, biological process: response to bacterium. The record is from RefSeq and is a predicted model, not a curated record. Lineage: Eukaryota; Metazoa; Chordata; Actinopteri; Cichliformes; Cichlidae.